Messenger RNA from Pipistrellus nathusii (Nathusius's pipistrelle), 348 nucleotides. Lineage: Eukaryota; Metazoa; Chordata; Mammalia; Chiroptera; Vespertilionidae. The record is from the annotation of a GenBank genome assembly.
AUGCUCUUUAUGAGUCUGAGAAAUAUAAUUUCUUGUGGUGAGAGUAUAGAAUUUAAGUUUCAUUUUAAAAAUUGUGCUAAAGGAAAUCUCUCACACCAAAGGAAAACUUGUUUUCUGGGCAGUUGUCUUUUUGAGGAUUACUUUUGUUUUCUUAGAGACUCUUUGGAUGAAGGCAAGCUGGCUAAGGCAUCUCUCAAGCCCCGGGCGCCCGGGGUAGGGGGGCGGGGAAAGUUACAGGGAACCAGGAGAGGCACCCCUCUAGGUAGCUGUGUGCUUCCUCUCCUGCCCAGCCUUUGGUUGAAGGAUGAUUUCUAUUUAGAGCAAUCUAUGCUUCAGUUGUGGAUGUAG